This is a messenger RNA of Cladophialophora yegresii CBS 114405, 1425 nucleotides long. RefSeq lists its product as uncharacterized. The transcript has a single exon. Lineage: Eukaryota; Fungi; Ascomycota; Eurotiomycetes; Chaetothyriales; Herpotrichiellaceae. Gene Ontology annotation, biological process: proteasome assembly. Gene Ontology annotation, molecular function: proteasome binding. Bases 1 to 1425 code for a protein of 474 amino acids. The record is from RefSeq and is a predicted model, not a curated record.
AUGGCGUCGUCAGGAGGCCACCUCUUGGCCCAGAAGGCCAUGAGGUUGGCGCGAUAUGCCGCCGAGAAGACGGGCAAAUUCAUCCGCGACAAGAUUCCGCAGGCAGCCAAACCUCUCGAGGCCGACGCCCAGCCAGCCUACGUCCGCGUCUCUCAGCGUCAACCCAAGAACCGACUUGAUCAAAUCCGCCAAUCUCAGGGUCGCCUUUACAGCACGAAGGUCCAUGCCGCCGAUACCAUCAGACACUACUCGUCCCAAGUUGGCCCCAAAUCCCGCCAGACUCGGGCGUCUUAUCCCUCUUCACAAACCGGCUCGCGCGUCAAUCAGUCGAGCGGCCGUGCCCCCUUUGCAUCCACUCUACGUCCCAGUCUCACUGGUGGGACCUUGGCACGUCAUGCCGGUGGAUACGGCCUAGGAGGUGGUCGAGUUGGCGGGGCCAGAUAUUUCUCACAUACGCCUGCUGCCCCCGCACAGGUGGUCAACAACGUGUCACAAGCCGUACGAGCCUUCUGGCUAUCUGGUCAGAAGGCCCGUUUUGAUGGUUCAGACCCUCGCACUGGAGAGAAGAGAUUCCGAGCGGUGUCCAGCCUGCAAGAGGAGGCCAGACACACAAUGGAUAUGGCCGCCAGGGCUGGGCCUGGUUCAUUCAUCGACUUCAAAGUCUCUCCCACGAUCACGGCCAUUGGUCCCCUGGCCAGCGUCCCUCGCUCCCCGCCUGCCUCUUCGUGCGACUCCGAGAUUCAACAAGAUACCUUGAACAACAGCACCCUCAUGUCCAACCUGGCCGUUGACUUUGCGCGAGCAUUGAAAGACCUUGCCGCCAUCAUGAAUGACCUCAAACAUCUAUCCACGCUCGGCGACCUUCCCAUCUCGUUGCAUGACAGCGCGACUCUUCGCGUCUGCUUCCCCGGAUGCGACGCAGAUACGGUGGAAGGUCUCUGCCGCGAACUGAACGUCAAGCGUGGUAUAGUCGGUCAAGACGAGGACUUUGACACCCGCAAUGGCACCGAGAUGGCUUUGCUCUUCCCGUUCGCCCCAAGCAAGACUGUCAGCGAGGCGGAUCUCGAAAUGUACGAGAGGGCAACCAAGCGGGUCAAGAAGGACCGGGUCGAGUGGCAUGAGAUGCUGACGCCGCCUCGGCAUGCAUCCGCGGGGUUUUCACAUCUCUCGGCAACGAGCCAGUCCUUUGACGUGUUAGAACUGGCUGAUCCAGCUUUGGACAAGAAUCCCUGGAUUUCGUCCUCGCCGUCAGGAUACUCGUCCCUGCACGAGAGUGAGUUGCUGGAGACGGACCACCCUGUCACGUACUUCUUCCAGCCAGUACGAGAGGGGUAUACCGAGCCCGCGGCUGCGGACGGCGGUGGAUAUGAAGGACUACAAGGUAUUUACAGGUUCAUUGAGCAGUGUGAUCGGGCUAGGUCCUGA